CCGUCAAUCGUAUUGUCAGCAGUUUUGUGCCGGCAUAUUUUCUAUAUUACAAACUAACUUUUAGUCGUUUCUAUUAUUAUGGAGACAACAUCCUUAUUACCUCUGGAGUCGAACCCAGAUGUUAUGAACAAGUUUCUGCAUUUGCUGGGAGUACCUGAAAAGUGGAACAUAGUUGACGUUUACGGUCUGGACGAAGAUGCUUUAGCUUGGGUUCCAAGACCAGUACUGGCUGUUAUAUUACUGUUCCCCUACAGUGCCAAAUUUUUUGAAUAUGCUGAAGAGGAAACAAAAAAAAUCACGGAAAAGGGGCAAGUCAUUUCCCCUGAUGUUUUCUACAUGAAACAGUACAUUUCAAAUGCCUGCGGAACAAUAGCACUGAUUCACAGUGUAGCCAAUAAUAUUGAUAAAAUUGAACUGGUUGAUGGACCAUUUAAAAAGAUAUUAGAAACUGCCAAAAACUUAACACCUGAGGAGAGAGGUGAACUUUUGAAGUCUGGUUCAAAUUCAGAGGCUUUCAAAUUAAUUACAGCUCAUCAGGAGCUUGCAAUGGAAGGACAAACUCAAGUAAAUCCUGAAGAGAAGGUAAACCAUCAUUUCAUAGCAUUGGUUGAAAAGAAUGGAGAUUUAUAUGAACUGGAUGGACGUAGAGACUGCCCCAUUAAUCAUGGACCAACAAGUGAGGAGUCUUUCAUGGAGGAUUGUGCUAAAAUAUGCAAGGAAUACAUGUCUAGGGAUUCAGAAGAUCUUUUCUUUACAGUCUUGGCACUUACAGCUUCUGACUGAAUAACUCACUUGAUUUAAUUUUUAGCUUCAUCAAAUUAGAAUCAAAAUUUGAAUAAUUUACUUGCUUUGUGUGCUACUAUGCCUAUUACACAAGCUAUAUUUUGUACAUAUUAUUUAUUUUUGUAUUUUUGAGCAAUGCAAUUUAAAUUUACUUUGUAUUGCAAUAAAUAUAAUAAAUGUUUAGCAUCAAAA
Messenger RNA from Aethina tumida (small hive beetle), 975 nucleotides. RefSeq names its product ubiquitin carboxyl-terminal hydrolase. NCBI's taxonomy places the organism in Eukaryota, Metazoa, Arthropoda, Insecta, Coleoptera, Nitidulidae. Gene Ontology annotation, molecular function: cysteine-type deubiquitinase activity. Bases 79 to 783 code for a protein of 234 amino acids. The transcript is spliced from 7 exons. Gene Ontology annotation, cellular component: cytoplasm. The record is from RefSeq and is a predicted model, not a curated record. Gene Ontology annotation, biological process: protein deubiquitination; ubiquitin-dependent protein catabolic process.